This is a messenger RNA of Grammomys surdaster, 657 nucleotides long. It is a transcript of the gene Gngt1, whose product is annotated as G protein subunit gamma transducin 1. Gene Ontology annotation, molecular function: G-protein beta-subunit binding. Gene Ontology annotation, cellular component: heterotrimeric G-protein complex. Lineage: Eukaryota; Metazoa; Chordata; Mammalia; Rodentia; Muridae. The transcript has 3 exons. The record is from RefSeq and is a predicted model, not a curated record. Gene Ontology annotation, biological process: G protein-coupled receptor signaling pathway. The coding region runs from base 141 to 365 and encodes 74 amino acids.
CAUUAGAGGAGAUUAUGAAGAAGCUUUAAAAUCCUGAGCCUGGCAUGUGGUAUGAGCAGUGUUCAGAGAGCUUGCUCACAAGGGACUGGUUAUCAUAGACAAUUGGAAAGAAAACAAAAAAACACCUUCCCUGACAGAAGAUGCCAGUGAUCAACAUCGAGGACCUGACAGAAAAGGACAAGCUGAAGAUGGAGGUAGACCAACUCAAGAAGGAAGUGACAUUGGAAAGAAUGAUGGUUUCCAAAUGUUGUGAAGAAGUAAGAGAUUAUAUUGAAGAAAGAUCUGGAGAAGACCCUCUAGUGAAGGGGGUUCCAGAGGACAAAAAUCCCUUCAAGGAGCUCAAAGGAGGCUGUGUAAUUUCAUAGGCAGGGGAGAAGUUUUCUUAGAAUUCUAGAAUUUUAAUGAUAAUGCAAACUGUUCUCCUAUAUAAUUAAACUUGUAUAUGUUGUUUAACUUUAUAAACUUUAAAUUUUAAUAAAAAUGAGCAUGCAAUAAUAUGUACACUCAUGCCUUUCAUGAAGUAUUUCACAUAAGGUUUAACAAAUAAUUAACUGUGAUACUGAUGAAUCCUGCUUUAGAAUCAGUGUAUUCUUAAUUGCCUGGGUAGUUUUAUACUUAUUUUCCUUUCAAUAUUAAUAAUACUAUUCUUGAACUUUU